AUGCCGGCCGCUGGCCACCCGGCCACGCUGGCCACCUUGCUGUUGUGCAUCUUGCUCUCAGCCAUGCCCGCAGCCAACCAUGCUCACCCGUUUCAACUUGCAGACCUCGUUGGCCCCAACGCUGCCUCAACCUUUUUCAAAAACUUUUAUCGUCGCAACUACCUGCACAUUUCCCGCCACCUGGACAGCUUGAUGCCCUUGGAUUCCUGGUUUGGUGACCUUCAAAACAUUGAUGUCUUCAUGACCGAGCUAUAUCAGCAGCUCUACGAUGAUAGUGCUCUUUCCUUCAAGACCGCCAACAGCACCAAGCUCCCCUUCCCCAAGGCCGCCACCUGGAUGGACUACAGUGACCAAUUCUAUCGCUCUGGCCAAUCUGCCGUCAUUCGGCGCGAGCACAUGAGCGUAAGUAAAGAGCCAAUUGAAAUGCUCAUCAGCGACGUCUUUGGCUCUCCCGAGGUCACGGCCCACGCGUAUAUUUCCGCCGGUCAAGCUCAUGCCUUGAAGCCACACACGGAUCCGUCAGUGCCUCUGCCCCCUGGCGUGUGCUGCCCGCUUACCCGUUUGCCGCCCGUGUAUCUCACCUCGUUGUGCUCCGCCAUGGUAGCUAUGACGUUUUUGUGGUUCAAGUCACUGGCCAAAAAGAAUGGCACCUAUGUCAAGCUCUCAACAGUAGUCAGACUUGGCCCUCGGCUUCACCGGCAGAACUAG
This is a messenger RNA of Monosiga brevicollis MX1, 708 nucleotides long. RefSeq lists its product as uncharacterized. The transcript has a single exon. Gene Ontology annotation, molecular function: histone H3K4 demethylase activity; histone H3K36 demethylase activity. The coding region runs from base 1 to 708 and encodes 235 amino acids. Gene Ontology annotation, cellular component: nucleolus. NCBI's taxonomy places the organism in Eukaryota, Choanoflagellata, Craspedida, Salpingoecidae. The record is from RefSeq and is a predicted model, not a curated record.